AUGGCAGCCCACACCAUCAAAAGCCACCCCGUCAUCGCUCCCAGGAUCCCUGUUCUUGGCAUUUUUGCUUCUUCUUCGAUAGAGGUCAGCAGCUCGCGCGUCCGGACAUUGAUCCGGAGAUUACGAUAUGCGCGUCGUCGAGGGCUGCCAAUGAAGAGCACGGCUGGCGACCCGGCGGGCAACCCUACAACCGUGGAUACCAUCGGCCGCUGCCCAUCGCAGCGCAGCGUCAUCUAUUUGUCUUGGUCCUUUUUUCGAGUCUACCGUGUACGCGUCUUCAGCUAA
Gaeumannomyces tritici R3-111a-1 is the source of this 285-nucleotide messenger RNA. RefSeq lists its product as hypothetical. NCBI's taxonomy places the organism in Eukaryota, Fungi, Ascomycota, Sordariomycetes, Magnaporthales, Magnaporthaceae. The transcript has a single exon. Bases 1 to 285 code for a protein of 94 amino acids. The record is from RefSeq and is a predicted model, not a curated record.